CAGUGAGUGAUUCAGUGAGUUAUGCAACGAAAUUAAUAAUUUUAAUUUUAUAGUUAAACUUCAGGAAAGCGAAAAAUGUAUUUGAGAUUAUUUAUAUCGUUCAUUUUCUGGAGCAAUGUGACAUUAGCGGGAAAUUUGUCGAAAAAAGAUUUAAAAUAUCUUCUUGAAGUGUUGAGAAGACAUAAUAGGCUUCUUGAUAAUGAUAAAUUAGACGUACCUCAAUCUAUAGAACAUCCACGAGCUGAACCCAUAAAACCUGGGCAUUCGUUACUACAACCAAACUUAGAAACGCUGAAAUCAGCUGCUAAGUAUCCUCAAAAAGACGUAAGUGGAACUGCUGUUUAUGGAAAUUUGAAGAAUCUUGGAAUAUCAUAUGGAAAUUUGAAAGAGCGCGUGCUUUCUACUGGCUUCAGGAAGUCCAACGAUUUACUGGAAAUGCAGACAAGGAGGAAACAUCGCAAGAAAAAGAAAAAGAGCAAAUUCAGAAAUCGUAACGGAGGCGACUCGAGUUCCAGCGAUAGCUCUUCCUCAUCCAGAUCUUCAGACUUCGAAAGGAAUCCAGGCAAUCCGUAUACAGUCCACAAGGAUAAAUACCAACAUAACUGGCUUUGGAAUCAUUUUAUGGACGGCGAUCAUAUGAACGUGAAUCCUUAUGCACCGCAAUUUAGCAGUUCUGGUCCUUCAGGAGCUGCAUUAUUUUUUGGUCGGAAAUGGUGGUACUAUAAUCAGGACGACUACAAACCAUUAAAAUAA
Messenger RNA from Vanessa tameamea, 753 nucleotides. RefSeq lists its product as uncharacterized. The transcript has 7 exons. Bases 76 to 753 code for a protein of 225 amino acids. The record is from RefSeq and is a predicted model, not a curated record. Lineage: Eukaryota; Metazoa; Arthropoda; Insecta; Lepidoptera; Nymphalidae.